AUAAAGGACGAAAAUAGGAGCGUAUCGCACGGUUAGCGAGGCCCGCGGUCAUUUGCACGUGUACUGGGGACCUUUCGACUUGCUGAUCUGCUAAAUAAAAUAGCAUCCAACCCGAAGGACUCUGGUGAAUUUUGCUGGAAAGCACCAGCUCAGAUUAGUGGAAGAUGAGUAGCAACGAGUGCUUCGGUUGUGGCCGUUCUGGUCACUGGAUCAAGAACUGCCCCAACGCAGGACGUGGACGUGGCAAGGGCCGCGGGAGAGGGAAAGACCUCUUCUGCUAUCGCUGUGGAGAACCAGGCCAUGUUGCCAGGGACUGUGAGCGGACUGAGGAUGCAUGCUACAACUGCGGACGGGGUGGCCACAUCUCCCGUGACUGCAAGGAGCCCAAGAAGGAGCGCGAGCAGUGCUGCUACAACUGCGGCAAGGCAGGCCACAUGGCACGCGACUGCGAUCAUGCCAACGAGCAGAAGUGCUACUCCUGCGGCGGGUUCGGCCACAUCCAGAAAGGCUGCGAAAAAGUCAAGUGCUAUAGGUGCGGCGAGAUCGGCCAUGUCGCCGUACAGUGCAGCAAGGCGAGCGAAGUUAACUGCUACAACUGCGGCAAGUCUGGGCACUUGGCAAAGGAAUGCACCAUCGAGGCCACAGCUUAAGGCGUUUCCCGCGUGGCCCCUCCUUUUUCUGAUUGAUGGUUGUAUUAUUUCUCUGAAUCCUCUUCACUGGCCAACGGUUGGCAGAUAGAGGCUAGUCCCUGGCCAGUGAGCUCUUGACAUGUAAAAGGAGGAAAGGGGUGGAGAAAAAAAUCCACUUUCUGCAUUUAAUACAAAAAAAAUGUUUAUGUUUAGUUUGGUAGAGGUGUUAUGUAUAAUGCUUUGUUAAAGAACCCCCUUUCCUUGCCACUGGUGAACAGGGAUGAAUGAACAGGAUGAAGAAAUGUGCGGGUAGGGCCCCCCCCCCACUCCAGGCUUGGGGAAGCGAACCUCGGAUGAGAUGGGGGGGGGGUGGGGAGAAAAUAACAAAAUCAUGGAAGUCUGAGGCUUCUGUAAGCGGUUUAAUUUUUUUUUCUCCAUCAAACAGAAACAAAAGUAACGGAGUUGGCCUGAGAAUGUGAGACGGAAGUAGCAGAUAUAAAAAUGUAAGAUGCAGGCAUCCGUCUCUGUGCCUGCUGGCCGUAUGCAUCCAUGUGGAAGUUAACAGAAAAGUCACCGUGAUGAUAAAAGGAAAAAAAAAAACAAUUCGAUUCCAGGAGGUUUCCGAAAACAUAAUCAAGGGGAAGAAGAGAAAAACCCAAAAAGAAAGGAUGAGAUUUCUUUUGUAAAGACUCGAGUAGCUUGUUUUCUUCCGUGCAGGUGUAGCUCGCCUGAAAUGCAGGUUUCGGCCUUAAAAAUUUUUUCUCCCAAAGUAGUUUAGGUCGCUCCACCCAAUGAGGAAACAAAAAAGACUCCAAGAACAGUAGAGAGACGCAGAAAAAGCAGAAUUUGAAGUUAUUUGAGAAAGGAGAAUGUUUUCACAGAAAUCAAAAAUGUUAUUUUUGUACAAUAUAUCACUUAGACUACUGUAAAAAAAUAUCAUUUGCUUGUACUCAGUUUUUAAGUCGGAUGGUAAAUGCAACUUAAAGUCCUAGAACAUAGAAAUGUAAUUUUAAGCUAUCAAUAAAGCUGGAGGAGGAAGGGGAGUGAGACUGAA
Brienomyrus brachyistius is the source of this 1683-nucleotide messenger RNA. RefSeq names its product CCHC-type zinc finger, nucleic acid binding protein b (gene cnbpb). The transcript is spliced from 5 exons. Gene Ontology annotation, cellular component: cytoplasm. Gene Ontology annotation, molecular function: translation regulator activity; zinc ion binding; mRNA binding. NCBI's taxonomy places the organism in Eukaryota, Metazoa, Chordata, Actinopteri, Osteoglossiformes, Mormyridae. Bases 165 to 650 code for a protein of 161 amino acids. The record is from RefSeq and is a predicted model, not a curated record. Gene Ontology annotation, biological process: positive regulation of cytoplasmic translation.